Salvia splendens (bonfire salvia) is the source of this 1222-nucleotide messenger RNA. RefSeq names its product transcription factor MYB14-like. The coding region runs from base 404 to 1099 and encodes 231 amino acids. The record is from RefSeq and is a predicted model, not a curated record. The transcript is spliced from 3 exons. Lineage: Eukaryota; Viridiplantae; Streptophyta; Magnoliopsida; Lamiales; Lamiaceae.
AAAAACCCACACACAUGCAAUAACAAUAAAAUUGCCCCCACCGCCACCUAAUAAUAAUACUCCAUAAUCAUAUCAAUAAUAAAAAUAAAUCUGCAAGUAGAAGGCCCCACGUGUGGUUUGACCAUUCAAAUAACAAAUCCGAGGCGUGAAUAAGUUGUGUUUCGUGGAAAAUGUGGGCAUCGACAAUUUCACCCUUCUUUAGUGUCGUUACUAAUAACGGGUCCACCAUUUUCCCCUAAUCCACAUAUAUAAAUAUCCAUUUCUCCACCUCCAUCAUUCAUCAGCGGAGCAUAAAUUCAACUCAAAACAGUUCCUUACUAAAGAUUAAAGAAGGAGAAGAAGAAGAAGAAAGUAGAAGAAAAAAAUCCCAAGAAAAAAGAAACUAUACUUGAUUUAUCUCAUAAUGGUGAGAGCUCCAUGUUGCCAAAAAACGGGCCUGAAGAAGGGCCCGUGGACUGCGGAAGAAGAUUUGAUUCUCAUCAACUUCAUCACCCAAAAUGGCCAUCCCAAUUGGCGAGCUCUUCCCAAACGGGCCGGAUUGCUGAGGUGUGGUAAGAGCUGCCGCCUCCGCUGGAUGAACUACCUGCGGCCCGAUAUUAGGAGAGGGAAUUUUAGUCGAGAAGAGGAGGAUACCAUCAUUCAAUUGCAUGCACAAUUGGGAAACAAGUGGUCUGUGAUUGCAUCGAGAUUGCCGGGGCGGACAGACAACGAGAUCAAGAAUGUUUGGCACACCCACUUGAAGAAGCGUGUUGCCGGAAAAACGGAAAUCAAGAAUGGAGAAGCUGAUUACUCAUCUGAUUAUUCCCGAAAAGUGGAGCUCAGAUCGCCGGGGGAUUCCCUCAGUGAGGUCUCAUCCGUCGUCACCUCCGAUGACGGUCAUGGUGGUGGCUACGACGACGCUUUGAUGUCGGAUUUGUGGGACAAUAAUUUCUGGUCGGAGAUUUUGACGGCGGAGGAAUGGAGUGGCAGCAGUAGUGAUUUCUCAUGUGGCAACAGCGAUGCACAGCCUCAAUUUGCUGACCCGGAAUUACAUAUGGAAGAUAGCAGUUUUUGGCGGGACGUGUUUAAUAGAGCUGAUGAAUUAGUUAUGUACAUAUAGUUCAUCAGUGGGAGAUUUUAGAAUCACUAUCGCUUAGAUCAAAUUGAUUCUGUGGAUAUGGUUCUGUAAUGAGUCACUUAUUUAUUUAUUUAUUAGUACAAUGAUGUUAGAAAUUUCUUGGUA